AUGGAGGAUGCGGAGAGGCACCUGGCUGGGCAGAGAUGCGCCAGCGAGGAAGAGGCACUCCUCCCUGCCCUUGGGGGCCCUCGCCGGCCCUCCUCUUGCUCCUCUUCCUCUCCUUUCCACGGUGCCUGGCCAUGGUGGGAACCCGAGUGCCCUCUGCCUGCGGAUUGCCCACCUGAGCCACCCACCUCGCCCCAGGUUGCACCAUCCCUCGAUGGCUGUCCUGCUGCCUCACACUGCGCACGGCAGCGAGGGAGGAGCAUGCUCCGGCCAGGGAUGCCCUGCGACCAGAGGAUUGCUUACUGUGACCAGGGGGCAGGGGCCCAAGCUGGUUUCGGGAUCUGUAUGGACCUUGAAGGAGACAACUGUGUGUUUGAUGGAAUUAUUUACCAGAGUGGAGAAACAUUCCAGCCCAACUGUAAAUACCACUGCACAUGCAGAGACGGACAGAUAGGCUGUGUACCCCGAUGUAACCUUGACCUCUUGCUUCCUGGUCCAGAAUGUCCCUUCCCAAGAAAAAUUGAAGUCCCUAAAGAGUGCUGUGAGCAAUGGUCCUGUGACUCCAAAGAGGACGUAGAUGUGGGAGGCUUUGCAAUGGCAGCAUACAGACAACAAGCCACUCUUGGAAUGGAUGGUUCAGAUUCGAGUUCCAACUGUAUUGAGCAGACAACGGAAUGGAGUGCAUGUUCCACAAGUUGUGGAAUAGGUAUCUCCACUCGGGUCACCAACAAGAAUCCAAUGUGUGAGUUGAUGAAAGAGACCAGACUCUGUGAAGUACGGCCAUGUGAAAAGAGCCAGUUGCCGCAGAAGAAGGGGAAGAAGUGUGUCCGGGCCAAGAAGUCUCUAACAGCUAUCCACCUGGAGUACAAUAACUGUACCAGUGUCCUGAUGUAUAAACCUCGUUAUUGUGGCAUCUGCAAUGAUGGACGAUGUUGUACCCCACACACCACAAAAACAAUCCAGGUUGAGUUCCGUUGUCCUGCAGGCAACCUCAUCAAGCACCCUAUGAUGUCCAUCUCUACCUGUGUUUGUCAUGGAAACUGUCCUCAGGAUAGCAAUGCUUUCUUUCGAAAGCUUGGUUGAACAAGCUAGUCAAGAGUAUAAAAUGAACUACUUCAAAAGGGGAAAUAUUUUAAAAAUUAAUAUCUAAAAUGGAAAUAUCCAUCUGGAUAAUGUUGUUCUGUUUCCUUCUAAACAGUCUUUGAUAGAGUUGGGUUAAGGAAGUAUUGUACUUAAAGAUACAAUCUCUUUUCUAUUUGCUUCAUGUGGAGUUCUUCAGUCUUUGCUUGCUCCAAACGUUGUCAACUCAUCUAAACAUUACCAUGGAACAUUGGCUGGGGGAGGGAAAGUAUUCCAACAUGCCUUUCUUUAUUAAUGUUAAGGUUUCUUACAAAUGGUGAACACUAAGGUUCUGGUUCCUUAGUUUUGUGUGCCAUUUCAACAUUCUUAAAGAAGUGUAAACUCCAUGCACAAGAUGUUUGUAUUCAAAAUGGCCUUAUUGUUGCACCAUUAUAUGCAUCCAGAUGUUGAGCACAGCAUGUAUCUAUAAAGUAAGAGGCUGAAAUCUUAAUACUGAAACAAAACCAUGUUAGGCAAGGGAGUUUUUCUCUGAUGGAAGCCAAAGACAGUUCCCAAGAAGCACAAAACUGAAUGCAUUUUUCUUUUCCAGCAGAUGAACAUGACUGUAAAAUGUAAAAACUCUACAGUUUCUUUUCCUGUCCCCACCAGUCAGUGCACUUCUAUACCAUUUCAGUUUUUGUUCCAGCCCAGAGGCUGGCACUAGCAAACAUGUACAGCCUGUCCAUUGACACUUUUCUUUAUCUACUGAUACUUGAAGUAUCUCCAAAAUUGUACAAACCUGGGAAGACUGCAGGUCUUGAAAGAUCAUUGACAAAUGCAUUUAUUAUGUCUCGAGUAUGGUUACCAUCUGGAAGACUCUCCCAUGGCUAGGACAAAAAAAGAGUGAGGCAGUGGCAGAUGUUCUUGAAACCCACUUAAAUGAGCACUGAUCAUUUUUGAAGUCUACAUGAACACACACUGCCCAUCUCCUUCUUGAUCUUACCUUGUGAACUGGUUUUGUGGGCUAUUCCAAUGUGCUCUGACAAAAAGAAAAAGAAAAUCAGUUACAGAGAAUAGGAGCUGCAGUUUUUAAAUGUGUGCUGCAGUAGCCAGUGCACUGAAAUAGACUUGCAAGCACAUGAAGGCAGUUCUGUCAUGCUCGUGUGAAUUUAUCUCUUCAGAUAGAUCUACUUGAACUAGGAUUAUUGCAGACCCCAGUACAGUAUAUUUCAACUUGUGUUUCAUAGCCAAAUUUUCUACAAUCAGAUUUAGUAUGACAGAGUAUUCACUUUGUAUUCUGGGCUGAAGCUUAAGGCUGCACUUUCUUUUUGUGGUGAGAAAGCAAACAUUGUAAAUCUCUAAAAUUAGAUCUGUGUUUUAUAGAAAUGGCAAUGUAAAUAGAAAGUAUACAUAGGACAGUCAUGUUUGUUUUUGUUUUUUGUAAAUGUUCAAAUGUUACUGAAUAAAAUUUAUCUUACUGUGUAAUA
Messenger RNA from Sceloporus undulatus (fence lizard), 2543 nucleotides. RefSeq names its product cellular communication network factor 3 (gene CCN3). Gene Ontology annotation, biological process: signal transduction; cell adhesion. The record is from RefSeq and is a predicted model, not a curated record. Gene Ontology annotation, cellular component: extracellular matrix. Gene Ontology annotation, molecular function: integrin binding; heparin binding. Lineage: Eukaryota; Metazoa; Chordata; Lepidosauria; Squamata; Phrynosomatidae.